CACCUGUGUCACCUGUCCCCCCUGUCCCCCCAGGACACCGUGUCCCACCUCUCCUCUCACCUGUGUCACCUGUGUCACUGUGUCACUGUGUCACCUGUGUCACCUGUGUCACCUGUCUCACCUGUGUCACCUGUGUCACCUGUCUCAGGACACGGUGUCCCAUCUCUCCUCUCACCUGUCGGCGGCCGCGGCCUCGUCGCUGCCUCUCGGGGUGAAGUUGGUGCGUGGGGCGUACCUGGACCAGGAGAGGGGGCGGAGCCAACGCCUGCAGAGCCCCGCCCCCACCUGGGACACACCUGAGCAGACCUCCCACAGCUACGAGCGCUGCCUGUCCCUGGUUCUCUCCUCCGUGGCCCGGGCGGGCUCGGCCGUCGCCCUCAUGGUGGCCACGCACAACGAGGCCUCGGUGCUCAGCGCCGUCACAAAGAUUUCCCAGCUGUCCCUGCGGCCCUCGGGCGGCUCCGUUUGCUUCGCGCAGCUCCUGGGGAUGGGCGACCACCUCAGCCUGGCCCUGGCCCAGAAUGGAUUUCCCGUGUACAAAUCGGUGCCCCUGGGCCCCCCCGAGGUGACGAUCCCGUACCUGGCGCGGAGAGCGGCCGAAAACCGCCAAGCGCUGGGCGGGGCCAGGAGGGAGCGGCAGCUGCUGGGGGCGGAGCUUCGGCGCAGGCUCCGCCCAUGGGCGUGACCGGAAGAAAUUAAAAUGAAUAAAAAUACGGGAAAUGGCAAAAAUGGUGAAAAUUCUACUCAAAAUACCCCAAAAAUGGUGAAAAUCCACCCAGAAAAUCCCCCCUAA
Messenger RNA from Malurus melanocephalus (red-backed fairy wren), 793 nucleotides. RefSeq names its product hydroxyproline dehydrogenase-like. The annotation marks the transcript as partial. Gene Ontology annotation, cellular component: mitochondrion. Lineage: Eukaryota; Metazoa; Chordata; Aves; Passeriformes; Maluridae. Gene Ontology annotation, molecular function: proline dehydrogenase activity; FAD binding. The transcript has 4 exons. The record is from RefSeq and is a predicted model, not a curated record.